UUUCAAAUCUGUCAGUUAACUGUCAAAUAAAUUUAAAGACGGGCGAUCGCACUGCGACGUUAUUGCUAAUCGAAGUAUAAAUAAAUCUCCACACGGCACACAAACUUAACGCGGCGUUAAUAAUUAAUUUGAGUUGAAAGGCCAGAGUCGUUCAACAGGCUAGGAUCGAUGGCGUACGCCUUGUUUACUAAAUAAACGCGUAUUUGCGUCACCUUAGAAAACAUCUACCAUGGCUACUUCAGAUAAUAGUGACCCUAAAUUGGAAGUGGAGGAGUCUCUGCUGUAUUCUGCGAGACAUGGUGAGCUGAAGGUAGUCAAGGCAUUGCUGGAAGCGAGAAAGGAAGGGAAACUGACCUUGGAUAUAAAUUGCAAAGGCAAAACAAAAAGCAACCUAGGAUGGACGCCGCUCAUAUUGGCGUCAUAUUUCGCGCACGUGGAUGUGGUGGAAGCGUUGCUGGAGGCAGGCGCGGACGUGGACGACGUAAACGAGGCUGGAGACACCGCGCUGCACAAGGCUUCUUUCAUAGGGAAUGAGGAACUAGUGAUCCUCCUCCUAAAACACAAAGCGGAUGUGAACGUCAUGAACGGCGAGGGGCGUACGGCCUGUGACGUCUGCAAGACGAGAGACGUUCAGAGACUUUUAGAGGCGGCCCAGCGCUCCGAGCGGCAUGAGCGAGAGAGAAAACUCCUGAACGCUGCGAAAGCGGGACAGAUAGAGGACAUACAAGCGCUGCUAAGCAGUUCCAACCCACCCAACAUCAACUGCGUGGACGCACAGGGCAACACCUGCCUGCACUGCGCAGCGUACCGCGGACACGCGCGCCUCGCCGUGCUACUGCUCCAGAAUGGGGUGGAUACUACUCUCAAAAAUAAUAGCGGUCAACUAGCGAUAGACAUGGCGAAAGACCAGGAAAUGCGUGACGUUCUCAGUGUGCGGCCAGUGCAGAGGUUACAGCGGACCGCAGCGCGAUUCGAAGGCCCUUUGCUCAAGAGGUCGCGGUUUCUCGGCUGGAGACCGGUUUGGGCGGUGCUCCAACGCGGCGUGCUGCUGUACUACGGGUCGCGCGCGGAGGCGGCGCGGGACACGGGGCGGUGGCGCGCGCGCAAGUACCUGGACGGCGCCACCGUCGCCGCGCCCGCCGCCGAGCCCGCGCUGCUGCUGCCCGCCUUCAGCGACGGCGACCAGCACCGCCUCGCCGUGCCGCGCCAGCCCAACCAGGACGUCGCCGCCACCAGGCAGUCAUGGAUAACAGCGUUUAACGAGCAUAUAGCGUAUUCCGGGCACUAUCUUUGGGCGGGGGCGUCGCCCGACACCGCUAAAGAGGCCACCGAGGAUAUGGAGGAUGAAUGCAAACCGUUAGGUUCUAUGCAGGACGCCCUGACCGCCGCGACCAAUAGCCUCGCCCUACUCGACACGCAACUCCGAGAGUGUGGUGCUAUAGUCGCAGCUCUCGAUAAAUCCGUCAACGUUGGGAAUUCGCUGCACCACUCCGCUUACAUGAGGUUCCAGCACGCGUGCGGCACGGGCGCUGAGGCGCUUAGCUCCUUACGUCACUGCGCUGCGCUCGUCGCUCAAGCGAGAGACGCUGAUUCCGCGCGGCUCAAUCGAGAGAUUGAACGGAACAGGGUAUUAGAGGAAGCUCUAGCAGCGUUGGCGAGGACGCACCACGCUCUAGAAAUGUCUGUUGCCGAGGAACUCACUAAGAGCAAACGAAAGAAGAAAACGCCGUCUCAGAAUGAUUCGAAGGAGAAUUUCUUCGACGUCUUUGAAGAUACGGACGAUGAUGAUGACACCCUAGUGACAGCGGGGCUGUCCAGCCCUCUCGGGGCUUUGAGUCCGUGGAACAGCAGCCCUGAUCUCUUGCGACGGACCCCUAUAGGUAGUCUUGACGGAGACGUAACUCCCACAAACGAACAAAAUGGCGGCUCGCCUCUAUCCAGCUCUCCCACCUCUCUACACACCGCUCUAAGCCCCGCGUCUUCCCGUGGAACCCUCGUCUCCCAGGGUGGCCAUGUGUACAGGAACGCGAGGUAUCGCAGGAACAAGAAUCCCAGGUUAGUACACAGAUGUAACCCCACAGGCAAGAUGGCAGCACUCUCACCUCUCUAUACACCGCUCUAAGCCCCGCGUCGUCCCGUGGAACCCUCGUCUCCCAGGGUGGCCAUGUGUACAGGAACGCGAGGUAUCGCAGGAACAAGAAUCCCAGGUUAGUACACAGAUGUAACCCCACAGGCAAGAUGGCAGCACUCUCACCUCUCUACACACCGCUCUAAGCCCCGCGUCUUCCCGUGGAACCCUCGUCUCCCAGGGUGGCCAUGUGUACAGGAACGCGAGGUAUCGCAGGAACAAGAAUCCCAGGUUAGUACACAGAUGUAACCCCACAGGCAAG
Cydia fagiglandana is the source of this 2390-nucleotide messenger RNA. RefSeq names its product oxysterol-binding protein-related protein 1-like. The record is from RefSeq and is a predicted model, not a curated record. Lineage: Eukaryota; Metazoa; Arthropoda; Insecta; Lepidoptera; Tortricidae. Bases 230 to 2122 code for a protein of 630 amino acids. The transcript has 14 exons. Gene Ontology annotation, biological process: protein K6-linked ubiquitination. Gene Ontology annotation, cellular component: BRCA1-BARD1 complex; BRCA1-A complex. Gene Ontology annotation, molecular function: protein binding; ubiquitin-protein transferase activity.